UCGCACCCGUUCCCGCGUUGCGGAGGGAAAGCAGCGGAGGGCGCACGCUGCCAAGAACUGUCGUGAUCGCUGCCGGUGGGUGUGCGCGCACAACGCCCGUGCGACGAUGGGCAGCCUCCAAAAUGCCGUCGGGGCCGAAUCCGGCACUGCAGCGUCGGGACGUGAGAGCCCGCCUGCCAGUUUCAGCCAGCUCGGAAUACCAACGGGCCCAGAUCUACGGAACACAACUCUUUUUGGGCCGAUCAAGCCACUGAGUGCUGUGUCUCGAUUAGAAUGGGCAUUUUUUACCAUUUCAUCACUGAGCCUCAUAGUUUCCCUGGGUUUCACAGUGGAACGUCUGAUAAGCUUAGAAAAGAACACGGAUGAUUACACGUUUGCCAUUAUGUUAUGCUUCACAUCAUUAUUCUGUUUCUUCUACAUUGUGCAUGGGAUACUGAAGGAAAGAUACCAUGAAAUUGCUGUCUUCAUCUUUAGCAGUAUUCUUCUACUGGUGUACUUGAUCCUCAAUGUUGUAUCUCCAAGCCAGACUGCUGGAGCAUCAAUUGAGAAAAAGGUGCGGCUGGGUGUGGCUGUCUUUUUCUUACUUGGCAUCAUCUACCUAGGUGGGCGAGUAGCGCACGGAUAUUGGAGUGAGCGCAGGCUGCUUUUCCGCAUCAAUGCCAAGGAAGACUUGCAAGCCAUGCUCGGAUGGCUUUUCCUCUGCUCCUCUCUCAUCUUCUUCGACGUGCAGCUACAGGGCACUAUGCUCAUCUUUGUCAUGAACCACGGUACAGAUUUAAGUCGUACCGAGAUCAUCGUGCUGGCUGUUGGACCAGUUGUGACCGUGCUCUGGGCCAUUGCUGGGGAAUGCACUAUUCGCAAGGAAAGCAAGAUCUGGCUAUCCAUUUUUGUCCUGCUGUGGUUCCCCAAUGUUGUCUACAUAGGCCUCAAGCUAUACGAUCUGGAACCCACCGAAUCAUGGACUGUUCUGUACAAGGCUACAGUGGCGUGUGCUGUGGUUGCCCUGCUUAUUCGCUUGGCUUUGGCUUUCACCAUGUUCAAGGUGGCCCGCAACUUUGGUCGUGGGCUUCGAGAAAAAUUGGAAGCCAUUGGGACCAAUCAGGCACAGUCAACUGAGCAUGCUGGUGAUGAAGAGGAAGCGUGAUCUGGUCGCAUGGCUGCACACUACACUGUGUGCAGUAGGAGUUCCCACCUGUGCGCUUCAAGAGUGUUCUUGUGUGGAUGAUCAAGAGUCAGCGCUAUGUGCCAUAGCUCACAACAUGAGUGUAUGCAAGCAACCAACAAACAUGGAAGUGCUCUUUAUGUCACGCUGUUGAAGUUUGGAUGCUUCUACGCAUUUAUGUUGACAAAACUGCCAUCUUGCGAAGUGCUACUCUCACUGUGAAUGAACUGCAGCCAAUGACCAAACAUAGCCACUGUCACAUUGUGAUCGUGAGAUUGAGUAAACCUAGUGUGACAUACUUUGGUUCCGUUAUUUUGGACAUGGAACUGUUAAAGCUACUUGUGUGCCAGGUCUCGUAUGCCAGGAAGUGAGAACUACAAACAAAAAGGUGCAGUGAAAUUCCAUCUAUUAUAUUCUGUGCAUGUGGCUUCCAUUCCUUGUUAAGCAAGCAAGUUCCUAGUGUCACUUUUUUUUAUGCACCCUUAGCCAACAUUGUUUUCGAUAUCCUGACUUGUAUGUCACUGUAUUUAAUUUGCUUACUGUUCACACAUUAUAUUGUUUACGAUUUAUAUAGUGAUCUCAGUUUGUGCUGAGUGAUUGUUAGUUCAUCAAAGCCUGAGGCUGUGCUAGUCCGAGUGCUGGUAAAAUUUAAUAGUACUGCACGUUGCUAAAAUAUACCUUGAGUGCCUUGUAUGUUAAAAUGUGCCUCUUAUAUGCUUUUUCAGCCUAUCUAGUGGCAAUAUUUGUGUCUUAGUGUAUUGCUCCAGGUUCUGUAGACUGACUGUACCUCGGUAGCAUUGCAUCUGCUCAUUGCUUGUAUUCUUGUGGUUUCUGUUGAGUGUCAGUUUCUCGUGAAUGCCAGAAGUGUCUAUAGCAGUGAGUCGUGAAAAAUGUAGUGGCACAUUUUAGGCAUUGAAGUCUGAUCUUCAUAUUGCAGCAGUAUUCAGACUUUAUGAGAAUGAUUGCCAUUUUUGGCGGUGCACUUUUUCUUGAUUAAAACAAAUGUCAAGACUUUCCCUGCUUGAAAAAAACAAAAUAAUGAGGAAUUCAGCCUUUGGGAGAAAGGAAGCUCGAAGGGCCUUUUUUUUUUUUUGCAGACAGUUCUUAUCACUGAAAUAUCACUUUGUGAAAUGGCUUGUCACUGUUAAGAAAGUUUGUAUUUGCCGGACAUUUGUCGCGGCAUUAAUGGUCACACUUAAAAUUUAGUUGGUUUAGCCGAAUGACGGACACUCCUGGACACAUAUAGGAGGCUAUGCUGUUUGUAUCAUUUUAAAGUUUGUGCAGCACUACACAAAUUAAAUAUAAACUUUUCAAAUGGCCUCAAAUUUUGUUGAUUUGAAAAUUCUCGAAAAAAAUUUGCAGCUUGACCCCACUAUCUGCUGCACACUUUGAUGAUGUUUUAACAUAUAGUUUUUUUUUUCAUUGACCUAAGCUGGUUCUUUCAAAACCCGUUCACCUUUUAGACAAAACUAAGCCUUCAGAGGAGCCCUUCAGUAAUUUUUAAAAGACUACACUUGAUUGUAGUCUAACAUGCUGAUCAUUGUUCUUGUCAAACAUUGUGCUAAUCUGUGGGUCAUUUAUUCGACAAACACCGUCUGAUGAGUGCAUAGUACAUGUCUCGUUCUAGUCUUAUUCUCCAGUGUGUACAUUUAACUUCUUUUGCCCUUAGAUCCACCUUUUUUCCUUUGAUCCUAUCUCUUGUUCACAUUAUAGUAUGUCUCUCUCUCUGUAAUCGCUUAUCUAUUCAUCGGUCAGUUUUUUUCUUCUACCACAUUGUUUUUCCUUUUAAAGAGAGUAGCAUUUGUACCCAGUUUACUUGGCAGCACUUGCUAGGGAGCUCUCUUUCUCUGUCCGCUCCGUUACUGUUCUUGUGUAUACAAACCUAACGGUAAUAACUGACCUUCUAGUAAAAGUUGCUAAGUUCUGAAAUUGUCAUCACAAUCUUGUCAACGUCUUCCCAUAUGUGUUAUUAAUGCCACCACUUGCAAGCGGAUUCUCAUUCUCAUAAUCUGAAGGGGCUUCACACAAUGUUGCCUCUGCCAUUGCAGUUUGUGGGAGUUCAUUGUUUCACGUCACACAAAGCGGUAAUAGACACCUUGUAAAUCACACAAGUAACAUUCCUGUGCUUCCACGUAAAAGGUGCACUGUUAUGCCAUUGAAAAGUGCAAGUAGUGUGUAGAUACCUGUAAAAUACGGCAUUUAUUGAAAUACAUGCAUCUGUGACAAUAUGACUUGUUUUUAUUAAACAUCUGUACAGUA
Messenger RNA from Rhipicephalus sanguineus (brown dog tick), 3421 nucleotides. RefSeq lists its product as uncharacterized. Lineage: Eukaryota; Metazoa; Arthropoda; Arachnida; Ixodida; Ixodidae. The transcript is spliced from 8 exons. Bases 107 to 1144 code for a protein of 345 amino acids. The record is from RefSeq and is a predicted model, not a curated record.